Messenger RNA from Aphanomyces astaci, 1596 nucleotides. RefSeq lists its product as hypothetical. The record is from RefSeq and is a predicted model, not a curated record. Bases 16 to 1107 code for a protein of 363 amino acids. The transcript has 7 exons. Gene Ontology annotation, molecular function: serine-type endopeptidase activity. NCBI's taxonomy places the organism in Eukaryota, Oomycota, Saprolegniomycetes, Saprolegniales, Verrucalvaceae. Gene Ontology annotation, biological process: proteolysis.
GAUUUCUGCUAUAACAUGAUCAGCUUCGCCUCCACUACUGGGAUCCUUGCGGCGAUCGCGCACACUGCUUCGUCCAAGUGCCUACUUGUCCACCUCCAUGGCGUUCCAUCGCAUGAUGGCAUCUCUCUCUAUGAGGAUCUCACCGAACACUCCCGCGAAGCAGUGCACGCAUACCUACGUGACAAGUUCGCCCCAGCACAGGCGUCGUUUGUGGCUCAGUUAACGUCCGCCACCGCUCGUGCCAACAUGACCAUGCCUCGUGCGUUUCCGUUGUGGAUUCAGAACACCGUGAUCUUGUACGACGUGGAGGACACCGUGGAGGCACUCGUCCACAAGAUGAACGGCAUCGCCACCGUUGUCGAGGAUGGGAUCGUCUACCUUCCCUCGAUGACUAGUACAUCUACAGCAUCCAUCCCCCGUCUUGAUGACAUGGAAUCGUCGUCUGUGCAAGACAAUGUCAAGGAUCUACAUGCCGACGAGGCAUGGAGCAAGGGGUGGACUGGCACUGGCGUCGUGAUCGCUAGCAUCGACUCGGGGGUGCGCUACACCCACAACGCCUUGCGCGGUUCGUAUCGAGGCACGCAGCAACGGGACGGGUCCGUGAACCACGACUAUGCGUUCUGGGUCCCAGUGUCUCAGAAUGCCACCGCCCUCACGCCAGACAACGCCGACCUCGUCGGACAUGGCACUCACACGAUGGGCUCGGCCGUGGGAAGCGGCGGCAUCGGCAUCGCUCCGAACGCCACAUGGAUCGCCGCGCGACCAUUCAACUGGGACGGCAGCGCCGCCCAAAGUGAUAUUUUGCUCGCGGGGCAAUGGGUAAUGUGCCCCACAACGUGGCAAGGAACCCAAGCCAAGUGCCAUUUGGGUGCUGACAUCGUAUCCAAUUCAUUCGGCGCCGACAGCUCCGUCCACUGGAUGGACCACAUCGUCCAAGCAUGGCGAGCUGCCCACAUCCUUCCGGUGUUUGCCAGUGGCAACGUAAACGGGUUCCAGUGUGGAUCUGUCAUGUGUCCAGGAUGUUUGCGUGAGGCGGUGGCCGUGGGGGCCCUCGUCGGCAGCAAGACGUUGUGGGGGGGGAGUGGCAAAGGUAUGUAUGAUAUGUAAAAUACUCACCCAGGAGCUUGCCACGUCAUUUCCCUAGGCCCUAGCCCCGUCGGGGGAGUGGUGAAGCCUGAUUUUGUGGCUCCGGGGGUAGCGAUUCGAUCUGCGUCGAGCUUGGGUGAUGCCAAGUUUAUGCGGUUAACUGGCACGUCCAUGGCGACUCCCCACGUGUCUGGGGCGGCGGCGCUCGUCCUCCAAGCUUGCCGAGCCACGACGCCAACUGGAUGCUCAGUGGACCAAGUGGUUAUGCAGCUCCAGCAGACGACCACAACGCAGUCGCUGCAUAAACCGAUUUUGGUGCCGUCUACUUGCGGUGGUACGCCGUACAAUCGCUUUCCAAACAAUAUUUACGGUUACGGGCUGCCAAAUGUGCUCAAAGCUACGAAUCCUUCUUCUUCCAGUGUAUACACUGCACGAGUAGCCGACGAGGGGGUCGUAGCUGUGACAGUAGCGUAGAACGUUAACCACCAAUGAACCAUCGACGUAAUAUCA